Molecule: messenger RNA, 1500 nt
Organism: Anopheles coustani
Lineage: Eukaryota; Metazoa; Arthropoda; Insecta; Diptera; Culicidae
Product: probable cytochrome P450 6a14
Exons: 2
Coding region: 1-1500 (499 amino acids)
Molecular function (GO): iron ion binding; monooxygenase activity; oxidoreductase activity, acting on paired donors, with incorporation or reduction of molecular oxygen
Source: RefSeq, a predicted model, not a curated record
AUGUGGAUUCAUUUGGUUGUGCUUGCGGCACUCGCUGCGGUUUACUGGAUCCGGCAGCGACUCUCCUAUUGGAAGCAUCGUGGCGUCGCCUUCGUCGAGCCUUCGUUUCCCCAGGGUAACCUGGGGGGGCUGGGCAAAACGCGCCACAUGUCCCAGAUAUUGCAGGGCUGCUACGAACAGCUGAAGAGCCGUGGACCGUUCGGUGGUGUGUUCUUCUUCAUCAACCCGGUCGCUCUGGUUACCGAUCUAGAUCUAGUCAAGGCGGUGUUGGUGAAAGACUUUGCCACCUUCCACGACCGAAGCCUGUACCAUAAUCCACGUGAUGACCCGCUGUCCCAGCAUCUGGUCGCGAUGGAGGGUUCCAAGUGGAAGAACCUCCGAGCCAAGCUAACGCCCACGUUCACCUCGGGCAAGAUGAAGAUGAUGUUCUCCACCGUGACGUCGGUGGCUGAGGAGUUCACCAAGUGUCUCACAGGAGAAAUCGCUAGCAGUAGUGGUGUGGAGAUGAAGGACCUACUGGCCCGGUUCACUACCGACGUCAUCGGUACGGUGGCAUUUGGGCUCGAGUGUAACAGUCUCAAGGACGCUAACGCACGGUUCCGCGUGAUGGGCCGUAAGGUGUUCGAACCGUCGCGCUACCGAGCGAUGAAAACCUUCCUGGCGGCUCAGUUCCCACAGCUAGCUCGGACGCUCCACGUUGCUCUCACACCGGCCGACAUUGCGGACUUCUUCAUGGGCGUUGUGAAAGACACGAUCCAGUUUCGGGAGACCAACGAUGUGCAGCGGAACGACUUCAUGACGCUGCUGAUGAAGGUUAUGAAAGAGGACGUGCUCAGCGGCAAGGGAAGUGGUUCGGGCGAUCAGCUCACGAUGGAUGACAUCGCGGCCCAGGCGUUUGUGUUUUUCCUCGCCGGAUUUGAGACGUCCUCCACCACCAUGUCGUUCUGCUUGUACGAGCUAGCCCUCCACCAGGAGCUCCAGGAUAAGGCUCGGGCAAACAUUGAAGAGGUCCUAAAAAAGUACGACUCCAUCAGCUACGAAGCAGUGCACGACAUGAAGUACAUCGAAAUGUGCAUAAAUGAAUCACUCCGGAAGUAUCCACCAGCGACGACGUUGACGCGAAAAGCUAAUCAUAAUUAUCGCGUCGCCGGCACCGACCACACACUACAGCAGGGCCUGAUGGUCGCUGUGCCCGUCUACGCCAUCCAUCACGACCCGGUCCACUUCCCCGACCCGGAACGGUUCGAUCCGGAACGAUUUUCUCCCGAGCAGACCGCCAAACGGCACCCGUUCGCCUUUUUGCCGUUCGGCGAGGGGCCACGAAUUUGCAUCGGCCUUCGGUUCGGGAUGAUGCAGGCACGCAUUGGGCUGGUUUAUCUGCUAAAACACUUCCGGUUCACCCUGGACCAGCAGAAGAUGAGCGUUCCGUUGAAGGUGUCGGCUUCUAGUCCCAUUUUAACGAUCGAAGGAGGGCUCUGGUUGAAGGUACAGAAACUGUAA